CUCUCCAUUUCCCACUGGUAAGGCAACAACAAAAAAGAGUUGACGUUGAAAGAUGUCGCGGGUUGACUUGUUUCGUGCCCUAAAGUAAAUUCUAUGAAGAAGCUGUGCAAAUUCCCUGUGAUGCAGUGAGUCUGACUGUCUCUGAAUGUGAUGCAAUUUUAAUACAAGUUAAGUGACUAUUCGCGCCAAGGCCCCAUUCAAAUUGUGAAAUUGGAGAGCUCCAGAGGGACAGUCGUACAUGACAGCGGAAGAGGUCGUAAGUAAAAGUUCCCGGGCCCCCUCAAGUGUUACUAUUUGAGUUAAGUGAGUUGAUUUUAUUAGUGAAGGAUUCAAGGAACUCAAUGCUAACAGACGGUACCCACAGUUAUAAGUGAAAAAUGAGUGACGAUACGGAGCAUAUGAACAGUAAAAAUGCUGCACCCCAGUGCAUUGCUACAAAUUCACCUAAAGCUCGCGAAAAGUUGUCCUUGGUGGAUCCCACGGAUGACCAAUUUGAAACGCUAAAAGAACAGCUGCAACGACGUAUGUCGGAGAAUCGCGGAGAAACUAUUUAUGAGCUUGGAGUCAAUGAAGAUGGAGGCGGGAAUGGUCUCGAUGAGGAUAAUUACAGCGCUGCAUUGGCUACUUUGGAAGCUUUGGCAGCUACUAUAAAUGCUGAUGUUGUUGAGUUAGGAAAGCGCCGAGUUGAGAAAGGAUUUACAGGACAAUAUCUGCUAAGGAGGCGAGUUGAUGACACGGACUUCAUGGAAAUUAGAGUUGCUGUAGUAGGUAAUGUAGACGCAGGAAAAUCCACUCUACUCGGCGUACUAACUCAUGGCGAACUGGACAACGGUCGUGGCUAUGCCCGGCAAAGACUAUUUCGCCACAAACACGAGAUGGAAAGCGGGCGUACUAGUUCUGUUGGGAACGAUAUUUUAGGUUUCGACAGUUUUGGAAAUGUUAUAAACAAGCCAGAUCAUGGGACACUAGACUGGGUGCGGAUUUGUGAGAAAUCAUCAAAAAUCAUAACAUUCAUCGAUUUGGCUGGUCACGAAAAGUAUUUGAAAACGACCGUGUUUGGAAUGACAGGACAUGUUCCUGAUUUCGGAAUGUUGAUGAUUGGCGCCAAUGCAGGAAUCAUUGGAAUGACAAAAGAACACUUAGGCUUAGCUCUCGCCCUAUCAGUUCCAGUAUUCAUUGUGGUGACGAAAAUUGACAUGUGUCCUCCAAACAUCCUCCAAGAAAAUCUGAAAAUGCUUUUUAAAAUUCUUAAAUCACAAGGAUGCCGGAAAGUACCAGUUAUUGUAAAAAAUUCUGAUGAGGUUGUACUAAGCGCUCUUAAUUUUGUAUCUGAGCGUCUAUGUCCCAUCUUCCUUGUGUCGAAUGUAAAUGGCGAGAAUUUGGAUUUACUGAAAAUGUUUCUGAAUUUGUUGACCUCGCGUACCGAAGGAAAUGAUAGUGAACCAGCCGAAUUUCAGAUCGAUGACACUUAUUCGGUCCCUGGUGUCGGCACUGUCGUUUCAGGAACUUGUCUACGGGGGAUAAUUACUCUGAACGACAAUCUUCUUUUAGGACCAGAUGCGGUCGGUCAUUUCUUGCCUGUUGCGAUCAAAAGUAUUCACCGUAAACGUAUGAAUGUAAAACACGUACGUGCUGGCCAAACUGCCAGUUUCGCAUUGAAGAAAAUCAAAAGGUCUCAAAUACGAAAAGGAAUGGUACUUGUCAGUCCAGAAAUCAAUCCUCAAGCUUGCUGGGAGUUUGAAGGUGAAAUUGUCGUAUUACAUCAUCCAACAACGAUAUCAUCACGCUAUCAAGCCAUGGUUCAUUGUGGAAGUGUUCGGCAAACUGCCUCGAUUAUAUCUAUGGAUCGUGAAUUUCUUCGGACAGGGGACAAAGCGAUUGUUAAAUUCAAAUUCAUCAAACAUCCUGAAUUCAUUCGUCCAGGUCAAAGAAUGGUGUUCCGCGAAGGUCGGACGAAAGCGGUAGGAAGUGUGCUGAAAUUGCUAUUCUCCCCGGCAUCCGUGCAGCAACGCGUUAAGGCUAACAAAGCUCAAAAUUCAAUGAAGCCAAAGCACCCAAACACCGAGCAAAAACCGAAAAUCCAACAAGGAGUGGGCGAACAAGCGACGACAAACGAUGAACAUCACGUAGAUACUACAAGCACGUCGCGUAAUAUGAAGUAUUCGAAACGUCUUAAAUGAGUUUUAAAAGUGUCAUUUGUGUGAAGAAAAGAUAUUCCGUACGUAAUUGCAGAAGAGGAUGCUGAGCAUACAAACACUGAAUUUUAAAUGUUUUAAAAAUUUUUCAAAAAUCAUUGCAUAUAAUAAAUAUGUGAUUCACAUUU
Molecule: messenger RNA, 2323 nt
Organism: Hermetia illucens (black soldier fly)
Lineage: Eukaryota; Metazoa; Arthropoda; Insecta; Diptera; Stratiomyidae
Gene: GTPBP1
Product: GTP-binding protein 1
Exons: 6
Coding region: 378-2180 (600 amino acids)
Biological process (GO): translational elongation
Molecular function (GO): translation elongation factor activity; GTP binding; GTPase activity
Source: RefSeq, a predicted model, not a curated record